AUGGGGGUGGUGGUGGAGGAGAUGGACAGAGAGUGUGGAAUCGUGGAGAAAGGGGGUGGUGGUGGAGGAGAUGGACAGAGAGUGGGUGUUGGCGGAGGUGGGCAAAGAGUGAGGGGUGUUGGAGGUGAGCAAAGUGUGAGGAGUGGAAGAGUUGGGCAGAGGGUGAGGAAUGGAGGAGGUGGCAGAGGGUGGGGGUGGAAGAAGUGGUCAGAAUGUGGAGUAGAGGUGGUGCACAGAGUGUGGAGGUGGAAAGGGGGUGCUGGUGGAGGAGAUGGACAGAGAGUGAGGAUUCAAGGCGGUGAACAGAAUGUGAGGUGUGGAGGAGGUGAGCAGAGAGUGAGGAGUGGAGGAGGUGGACAGAGAGUGAGGGGUGGAGGAGGUGGGCAGAGUGUGAGGAGUGGUGGAGAUGGGCAGUGUGAGGUGUGGAGGAGGUGA
Molecule: messenger RNA, 435 nt
Organism: Schistocerca nitens (vagrant locust)
Lineage: Eukaryota; Metazoa; Arthropoda; Insecta; Orthoptera; Acrididae
Exons: 2
Coding region: 1-435 (144 amino acids)
Source: RefSeq, a predicted model, not a curated record